AUGGUCAACUCCUGUUGUGGCUGCGUCUGCCGUGAGCAGGGCUGUGGCCAGGGCUGCUCCCAGGGGACCUGCUGUGCCCCUUGCUGCCAGCCCACUGGCUACUGCCCCAGCUACUGCAUGUCCAGCUGCUGCCAUCCCAGCUGUGGUUCCAGCUGCUGCCAGCCCUCCUGCUGUGGCUCCAGUGGCUGUAGCUCCAGCUCAAACAUGGGCUGCUGCUGCCCCAGCUGCUGCCUGUUGGGCUACUGUCACCCCAGCUGUGGUUCCAGCUGCUGCCAGCGCUCCUGCUGUGGCACCAGUGGCAGUGGCUCCAGCUCCAGCUGCUGCCGCCUCAGCUGCUGCCUGUCUGACUGCUGUCGCCCCAGCUGUGGUUCCAGCUGCUGCCAGCCCAGCUUCUGCAUCUGCAGCUGCUGCCACCCCUCCUGCUAUGGCUCUAGUGGCUGUAGAACCAGCUCAAACUCAGGCUGCUGCUGCCCCAGGUGCUGCAUGUCCGGCUGCUGUCGCCCCACCUGUGGUUCCAGCUGUUGCCAGCCCAGGGGCAGCAAUUGCAAGAGCUGCCAACCCUCCUGCUGUGGCUCCAGUGGCUGUGGCUCCAGCUCCAGCAGCUGCUGCCUGCCAUCCGCCCUGCCGCCCCUCCUGCUGUGGCUUCGGUGGCUGUAG
Molecule: messenger RNA, 657 nt
Organism: Talpa occidentalis (Iberian mole)
Lineage: Eukaryota; Metazoa; Chordata; Mammalia; Eulipotyphla; Talpidae
Product: keratin-associated protein 9-8-like
Exons: 1
Coding region: 1-657 (218 amino acids)
Source: RefSeq, a predicted model, not a curated record